Molecule: messenger RNA, 2410 nt
Organism: Linepithema humile (Argentine ant)
Lineage: Eukaryota; Metazoa; Arthropoda; Insecta; Hymenoptera; Formicidae
Product: A disintegrin and metalloproteinase with thrombospondin motifs 7-like
Biological process (GO): extracellular matrix organization; proteolysis
Cellular component (GO): extracellular matrix
Molecular function (GO): metalloendopeptidase activity
Source: RefSeq, a predicted model, not a curated record
AUAUUGAAACUGGUGUUAAUAUUUUUAUUAAAUAAAACGUACGCGUAUAUCACACAAGAUAUUGAAAGAAUAUUGCUGCCGACAUGGAAUUCGACAAGUGCAAAAGAAAUACCACUAACUCUGAAAAUCUUGGGAAAACAAAUUCAGUUAAAUCUGCGUAGGAACGACCAAAUUGUAUCAUCCAAGUUUAAAUUAUGGAAAUAUGACGCAAGAAGCAUAACAGAAAAACUGUCGCAAUUAAAUGCAUCGGAUCCUUGCUAUUAUCUUCACAAAGAUCACAUCAGCACAGCGGCCAUAAAUUUUUGUCAAGAACAUGGUUGGGAAGGAUUUAUUUUUCUGAAAGACGACACACUGGAAAUUAGACCUUUGCGAAAUGACUAUGCGUCUUUGUCCUCAAUUGACGAUUUUUGCGUUAAAGAAGAAAUGAAUAUUUCAUUUGGCAAACCUCACCUAAUUAAAAGAUCUUUGCAAUUAUCUGCUGAUUCCAGUUUUCAUAAUUUGGAUAAUUUUAAACUAAAGCGACGUGAUGUACAAAAUAUGGAAGAAAAAUUAACUGUAGAAUUGGCUAUUAUUGUCGACGAAGCCGUAUAUAAUAUCUUUAUGCCUCUCUUGCACAAUGAUGAGAAAAUAUUGCACAUGAUGAUAUUAGCGUAUGUGAAUAAUAUCCAAGCUGCGUUCCAUCAUCCUAGUUUGGGUGUUUCCAUCGAUAUUUCGUUGGUACAUUUGGAAAUUAUGAAUGAACAAUCGUCAGAUUUGCCAACUUAUGGAGGCAGCGCUGUAGAACUGCUCGAUUCGUUCUGCAAUUACUUGGACACUCGCAAUCCUUCGGACGACAAUGAUCCGCGUCACUCGGACGUUGGUCUUUACAUAACCGGACUAAAUAUUACGCACCCGGACUACAACGUCGUAGGACUAGCCAACGCCACUGAAGUGUGCGAAUCAAAUACUGCGUGUGCCAUAGUAGAAUUCGGUACUGCACAUAUUCUGACAUCAGGUUUUGCAUCAUCUUUCGUUGCUGCUCAUGAGAUCGGACAUAUCUUAGGAUUGAGACACGAUACUGAUUACAUGAUGCCAUUAUGUGAUAAAUACAAACACAUAAUGUCACCUUUCAAAUUGCGUUACGAUCAAGUAACAUGGUCCGAGUGCAGUCAAAUGAUAGCUACACAUAUCUGGGAUACAAAAGAGUGCCUCCGAGAUCAUACGAUAAAUCUCAAAGACGUAUAUGAUCAUUCGCGUUAUGAAGACUUACCCGGAAGACAAUGGACCGCCAAAGCACAAUGCGAAGUAUAUUUUCGAGACAAAAAUGCGAACGUAGUGUCGUUGCUCGAUAUAUGUAAAACCUUACAAUGUGAAACGCCUAAAGGUAAUUUGUCUUCCUUCACGGGAGCGGCGUUGCCAGGAACUUAUUGCGCACCCGGGAAGGAAUGUCACGGCGGAGAAUGCGUGCCCGUGCAGAAACCGCCUAUCGAGUAUUGUGAUUAUGAUAAUUGGAGUAAAUGGGAAGAAGACACCUGUCGAAGGAGUUGUCUUGAAAAAUCUAAAGGCGUAAUAAUCAGACGACGUUCUUGCCAACAUGGAAUUCGUAGAACGGCAAGUUGCAAAGAGCCAUAUUACGACGUGGCUCUGUGCGAUGCCUCGAUAUUUUGCAAUGCUAGUAAACGCAAGACAAAUUCCGACUUUGCUACUGAGAUGUGCAUCCAAUUUAGCAAUAUGACAUACGAACUUAAGGGCAAACUAGGAAAACAGCCAGGAAGGCAGGUCCCUCAUAAUGUCGAGGAACCAUGGCAAGCCUGUACUAUACAUUGCCUAAAAAAUGAUUCUUUUGUCAAAGAACUACGCUCCAAAAUGAUCAAAUUUGAUUUUGAUCCAUACUUUCCAGAUGGAACGUGGUGUCAUAAUAAAAAUGGUAAGAAUUAUUACUGCCAACAACAUUAUUGUCGGCCGGUAGACUACUCUUCAGUAUAAUUGUCGAAAGAUUAUCGAUGUGUGUGAACGAGGAUUGAGAAAAGAGAAAAUUAUGAAACGCGCAUCAGUCUAGAAUAGUUGUUCAAUUCGUUUAGUACCCAAUAUUCGAUCUCACAAUCUGUCGUUGUUAAUACCUGUUUUGCGUAUUAUCCACAAUUUAAUUAAUAAAGAGAACUAGACUAAGAGUUACGUCGAAUUAUCAGCAUCUAAAACUAAUUCCAUCGAUUAGCAAUAGCAUAAACAUGAAAAAAUAACAAAAAAAUAAUAGGUAACAUUUAAUAUGUUUACAAAACGCGAAAAUAAAUAGCGAAAUAAAGUAAAAGUACUUCUAUUCCGUAUGAGACAUUGUGUCCACAGAAUGAACGACAACCAUUACGUUACUAUGUUAUGUAUUUUAAUAGUCUACUAAUGUUUCAUUAAUAUUUAUAUAUAAACGAUUAACGAA